GAGAACUGGGUUUUUCUCAAACCCAGAUCUGGGUUUUUUUCAAACAUGCAUAAAGAAAAGCGCACGAACAUUCAUAGAAGCUGUGCAGUUGGGGCAUGUCUUGGAGUUGUGGCCGUUGUGGCUGCAAUGCGAGCAGCGCCGACUCAUUUUUGGUCCGGGCUCGAUAGAUUGAGGAAGGGGCAGAGGGAUGAGAGAGAGAAGGGAGGAAGAAGAAGAAUAACGAACAUUCAUAGAAGCUAUGCAGUUGGGGCAUGUCUUGGAGUUGUGGCCGUUGUGGCUGCAAUGCGAGCAGCGCCGACUCAUUUUUGGGUCCGAGCUCGACAGAUCAAGGAAGGGGCAGAGGGAUGAGAGAGAAGGGAGGAAGAAGAAGAAUAAUAAUAAUAAUAUAAUAAUAAAUUAUGUGGGUCUUU
This is a messenger RNA of Rubroshorea leprosula, 410 nucleotides long. The record is from the annotation of a GenBank genome assembly. NCBI's taxonomy places the organism in Eukaryota, Viridiplantae, Streptophyta, Magnoliopsida, Malvales, Dipterocarpaceae.